Messenger RNA from Alosa alosa (allis shad), 3922 nucleotides. It is a transcript of the gene polm, whose product is annotated as polymerase (DNA directed), mu. The record is from RefSeq and is a predicted model, not a curated record. The coding region runs from base 282 to 1829 and encodes 515 amino acids. Gene Ontology annotation, molecular function: DNA-directed DNA polymerase activity; DNA binding. Lineage: Eukaryota; Metazoa; Chordata; Actinopteri; Clupeiformes; Clupeidae. Gene Ontology annotation, cellular component: nucleus. Gene Ontology annotation, biological process: double-strand break repair via nonhomologous end joining. The transcript is spliced from 11 exons.
UCUUAUUUUGGCUGGUGCACUGCCUUCAGCUUCGUGCCACUAUUGGUCAAAAUGUUCACUGCGUCAUACUCGCUGCGCUGUUUCAUGCUCCCCGAUGUAAUCUACAUAGUCAAUGCCAAAAAGUAGAUAGACUGUUCAUAUGGCCCAGUCAUUUUAACUUCCCACAUGUAUAUUAUGUAACUUAACGUUAACUGAUCACACAAGAUUUGUCUUUAGAGAGAAUCAACUUUGAACAAAAUAAGUCUUAUUAAGGUGUUAUUAUAACUUUGCUAGCUUCACAGAUGGUGCCUCUAAAGCGCAGGAAAGUAGUCUCAACAUCGUCUGUAACGGACACUGACAUUAAAGCCACGAAAUACCCAGACACCGUCAUCUUUAUCUUAGAGAGAAAGAUGGGAGCCAGCCGCAGGACUUUCCUUAGUCGGCUUGGACGAAAUAAAGGAUUCCAGGUCGCAGAACAGUUCAGUGAGGCUGUUACACAUGUCGUCGCGGAGAACAACUCAGGGGAUGAGGUGCAGGCCUGGCUUGAGACUCAAACUGUUAGUCGCACUACGGCUAAUGUGGUUCAUUUGUUGAACAUCAGCUGGUAUACAGAAAGCAUGGCUACUGGCAAACCUGAGAGCAUUCAAGAGAAACAUAAAUUAAAGAUGAGCCACACACCCAGUCCAGUCAUCUCUGCGGUCUCUGCAAAGAGUUACGCCUGUCAGAGAAGAACUCCUCUGAAGCACCACAACUUGUUUCUGACUGAACCGUUGGAGUUGUUGGCAGAGAAUGCUGAGUUGGGUGAGAACGAGGGGCGGAGCGUGGCAUUCCGGAGGGCGGCAGCCAUCUUGAAGACACUCCCACUUGCGGUGAAGAGGAUGGAGGACCUGCAGGGUCUGCCCUGUCUUGGCGACCACUCGCUACGCGUUGUCAAGGAGAUCUUAGAGUACGGGUCAUCACAGGAGGUGGAGUCAACGCGGCACUCAGAGCAGUUUCAGGCCAUGAAGGCGUUGACGGGCAUAUUUGGAGUCGGGGUGAAGACAGCUGAUCGCUGGUUUAGGGAGGGACUCCGCUGCCCAGCAGACGUGGCCAAAUCAGAGCAGAGACUGAACAGCUCCCAGCAAGCAGGCUUGCUGCACCACGAGGACCUCAGCCAGCACGUCAGUCGGGCAGAAGCCGACGCCAUUGGUCAGAUCGUAGAGAGGGCGGUGCAGGAAGUCCUGCCAGGAGCUCAUAUCACACUGAUAGGAGGAUUCAGGAGGGGAAAAGAAACGGGCCAUGACGUGGACUUCCUCAUCACUCACCCAGAGGAGGGGAAGGAGGAGGGCCUUAUGCCCAAAGUGGUCCAGUGGCUGGAGACUCAGGACCUGCUCCUGUAUCAGAAAACUACCAGGAACUCCUACCUGGAAUCCAAAGAGGGGCCUGCACGGCCCCCUAACAACAUGGAUCGCUUUGAGAGGUGCUUCUCCAUCUUUAAGCUGGAGCGGAGAGCCUCAGGGGAAGCACACUCAUCUGCCCAGGCCACGGAGGGGGAACCUGGGGGUGGGGAGGGACGAGCCCCUGGGCCAGAGCCACUGCCACAGCGCCGCCCUGCUGGAUGGAAGGCCGUCAGGGUGGACCUGGUAGUCAGCCCCUUCAGUCAGUUUGGGUUUGCUCUGUUGGGCUGGACUGGCUCCAAGCUGUUUGAGAGGGAGCUGAGGCGCUGGGCAGGUCGGGAGAAGAACAUGUCCUUGAGCAGUCACGCCCUCUACGACAACAGCAAGGGAUGCUACCUCAGAGCCAGUACAGAGGAAGAGAUCUUCAGCCACCUGGGACUGGACUACAUCCCACCAUGUGACCGCAAUGCCUGAUUGGUGAAGAGGUCUGUAGAAGGGGGGAAUCAGCAGUUGAAUUCACUCUUCGGUUCCUGUGUGGAUCCAAAACCUGUAGAACCCAAAGAAUCUUGUAUAACUCUGCUCUGCACCUAAAUUCAAAUCUGCACCUCAAAAUGGCCGCUCAGGCUGAUUCACCGCACUGCAUCGGCUGAUUCCCCCGUUAGUCACCAGUGGUUUCCAUGAGUCACGAUAUCUGCUGGGUCACUUCCUCGCUUCCAGAGCAUCCCUCGCAUGUGAAGAAAAGAGCCUCAAGCUCAGAAAAGAAAACGCCUGACUUGCAAGAGGAUUAUUUUGCUUCUGUUUUGGUUUGUAUGUUCCGCAAUAACAUUCCUUAUUCUUCACUCUCAUGCCUUUAUGUUUUUAGAAAUGUUAGAACUAGCUGUAUUUUCUUUGAAAAGGUGUGAACAUGGACUUAGAUAUGAGGUAUUUCAUUUUGCUGUGAUGUGUCAGUGCCUUCACACACACCCACAUAAAGGCUGGGGUCACCCUUAAGUGAACAGCUCUCAUCUGCCCUGACUCACUCUGCUCUGGGCUCAUUCCAAUGCGUUUGCUUUGCAGAUAUGAAACGCUAUAUCCACUGCAUAAUGUGCUCUUACCCUUUGUUACUGUCUACUGCAGAGGACUUUCAUCUCUAAAAUUCAUCAGGGGACACGGCUCCUGACACUAUGAAAUGUUACAUGACAUUUUUUACGGUCUUAAUCUAAAUAGUUCUAUAGCCCUGCGAUUGAACAGCUGUUCGUUUGACACUAUGUUAGGUCCUUGUAUGGUCUUGAACUGUCUUGACAUUUUUUAAUAUAUGGCAAAAUGCACUUUAUAUGUCAGAGCUCUCUCAACCAAGUAUUUGAAAUGGAUUUACAGUUGUGUACAAUGACCACGGUCUUGGACAGAUAUUGAGAUUGAACAGACUGAGAGUUUAAUGUCGAGCACAAUGACCGAAAGUGACGUGACUGACUGCAGAGAUGUCUAGUGUGUGUGUUGAAAUCUUACAGGGUGUACACACCACUACCUCGAUGGUAACAGCUGCAGGGGCUGAUUUGGUUGCUAGCAUAUGAUAGCUUUGCCUGUAUUUCCAUUUAGGUUUUGUGAAAUAGAGAAGCAAGCAGUGCCUUUAGGGAAGUAGCAUAUAACACUGUAAGAAUGAAAUGGCAGAUUUAAUAAUUAUGUGUGUGUGUGUGUUGUUAGUGUGUGUGUGUGUGUGUGUGUGUGUGUGUGUGUGUGUGUGUGUGUGUGUGUGUGUGUGUGUGUGUGUGUGUGUGUGUGUGUGUGUGUGUGUGUGUGUGUGUGUGUGUGUGUGCGUGCCUGUGUGCUUAUAUACAUUUUGUAAUGGUGAGACAAAUUGCACAGUAUGUGUGUAAUCUGUAUGUGAGCAUAUCAGCUUUUCUCAUCAGUGUAAACAUGGCUUGAUAGUUAUUUAGCAUAAUAACAGCCCAAACAAGCCCAAACUACCUUGUUUUAUCUGUCCUGAAAUGGGAAACCGGAAACUUUUAACAUCCAUUUCAAUAAAAUUUACCUUAAAAUAUAUUUUAAGUAACCAUUUGUUGUCCCAACAACAAAAAGGUGUUUGGAGGUGGGGGAUUGUGUGAUGAAACAGAUAUGUUUUGUGGUUUACAUACAUACAUACUUACACUCACUCUGUUUUUGUCUUUCUGUCUGACACACACACACAUCACACACUGUGGUUCUUUCUCAGUUUCAACAGGUGUUACAUUCACUUUCUUAUCAGACAUGGUACACACACAUACUGUAAUGCAGGCCUUAUGUUGUUUAAAGUUCUGUUAUAUAUGAGAUGUUUUGUUAAGUUAUACUAUUGUUAUUGGUUGAAAUGUUAAUUUUAUUAUCAUGACACUGGUUGAAAGCAUACCACUGUGACUGAGCUGUAUUACCUUGGUACUUUUACUUCUGUUCGAGUCUGCAAACACAGGUAUGAAAAGUCAUGAGAUGUUCAAUGUGAUGACCCAUAUCUUGGAGAUAAAACACACCUGGCUGUUCAGUGUUCCGUUUAAACAGGAAGACAUGUAGGACAAACGAUGCAAAAACUCAAGCUUUUGAAAUAAAGGAGCAAGACUGAU